AGCCAGCGGGGCCACAGUACAAAUACCGACGUAACCCCUUCUGAAACUCUUUUCCCCGCUGAACUCAGCAGUUGAAAUGUGGAGAUCCUAUUGUGUGCCUCAAAAAAAGAUUAUGAAGUACAACACGCGUGAUCCUGGAUGACUAAUGUAUCUGCCUAAUGGUUUACAAUCAGCGUAACUUCUUGCUGACCCUGAGAAACCAGGAGAUCCUGCGGGAAUGCCAUGGUCUGAACUUCCAGCCAUAAUGAUCAAGGAACCAUUGGUGGUAUGCCUGAAGUUGGGGUCACAUGGGUGGAACCUUUAGUGACUCCUCGUAACAGUGGCUGGCAUGGUGAGAUGGGAAUGUGACUGAUCCUGGUUCUCUGUGUAAAAAAUCGUGACAAGAUGAACUAAAAUGCUUGGUCAGGAGGGUGUGCAGGAACUGUCAUUUACCACUGACCUACAGUUGUCCUGAAGAAAGCAGUGCAUCACCGGCUUCACUUUAUAAUUAAGCAAUUUGUUUGGCGAAACUUCAUUAAACUGUACGGGUGUUAUAAUUUUAGCUUGAUAAAUAAAACCAGUAAUUGUGUAACUUCAUUGUCCAGAACCAAUAAAGGGAUUUGUACAUAAUCUGUGCCAUUUUCUUAUAUUUGCUACAUUUACGAUUAGCUGUAGGUGGGUUUAAGCAAAGCAGUUCAACACACAACGACAGUUACACAUGGAGUAAAACAAACAUACAGUAUAAACAAGUCUAACUCGAAGAUGGUUCCUAUAUAUUAAUGGUGGGUGCGGUUUGAUGCUACCAAUUUGAGGUAUUGGCAAAUUUGUGUUGCUGGUUUCUUGACUACAGUAUGGUACACUAGCUGUACCACAGCAUCCAAAGUCUCGGCUUCCCUGUCAACCAAUGAAAAUCGGACAUUUGUUCAGUGUAGACUGAUUGGCCAGGCGGACAGGGAGUGGGGAAACUGCGAUUAGCAGGGUGGUCAACUAUCAUUUAAAAUUUAGCAAGCCACGUCAUGCGAGGGUCGAUGCUAUUCAGUGCACUGAUUGCACUAGCCAGUGCCAAACCAUCGCUGUAUUUUAAAGAGCAGUUUGAAGAUGGGGAUUCUUGGACUACCCGGUGGGUUGAAUCCAGCCAUAGGUCUGACUACGGGGAAUUUGUCCUGACACCUGGGAAAUUCUAUGGAGAUCCAGAGAAAGACAAAGGUCUCCAGACCAGCCAGGAUGCCCGCUUCUACUCUUCUUCUGCUCGAUUUGAGCCCUUCAGCAACCAGGGCAAGACCCUGGUGAUCCAGUUCACUGUGAAGCACGAGCAGAACAUUGACUGUGGGGGAGGCUACAUCAAACUAUUCCCCGCUGACCUUGACCAGGCAGACAUGCAUGGAGACUCCCAAUACAACAUCAUGUUCGGUCCAGACAUCUGUGGCCCAGGCACCAAGAAAGUUCAUGUCAUUAUCAACUACAAGGGCAAGAAUCAUCUCAUCAACAAGGACGUCAGGUGCAAGGAUGAUGAGUACACUCAUCUGUACACUCUGAUCCUGAACCCUGACAACACGUACGAGGUGAAGAUUGACAACAAGAAAGUGGAGUCUGGAAGUCUGGAGGAGGACUGGGAUAUUCUGCCUCCUAAGAAGGUCAAGGACCCAGAGGCUGUGAAGCCAGACGACUGGGACGAGAGGGAGAGGGUGGAGGACCCCGAGGAUAGGAAACCAGAGGACUGGGAUAGGCCAGAGAACAUUGCUGACCCUGACGCUAAGAAGCCUGAGGAUUGGGACAAUGAGAUGGACGGUGAAUGGGAGCCACCCAUGGUGUCCAACCCUGACUAUAAGGGCGAAUGGAAACCCCGCAAGAUCGACAACCCUGACUACAAGGGCAAAUGGGUGCAUCCUGAGAUUGACAAUCCAGAAUACAGGGCAGACUCUGAAAUAUACAGAUUCGACAGCAUCGGUGUCAUUGGCCUGGACCUGUGGCAGGUCAAAUCCGGGACCAUCUUCGAUAACUUCCUGAUCACAGACGACGCUACGCUGGCAGAAGAGGUUGGCAAUGAGACCUGGGGUCAGACUAAGGAUCCAGAGAAAAAGAUGAAGGUGUCCCAGGAGGAACAGGAGAGGAAGAAACUAGAGGCGGAAGAGAUGGGGAGGAAAGAGCAGACGAAAGAUGAGCCUGAAGACGAGGAGGAAGAAGAGAAGGAGGAAGAGUUAGAGGACCGUGAAGAAGAAGAAGAAGAAGAAGAGACUGGAGCAGAGGAAGAAGAGGAGGAAACAGACUCUAUAAAGGAUGAACUUUAGAGGACUGACUUUCUCAUUGGGGUGAAUCUUCCGUUGAGCCUGGGGAGGGAUUAUGCGUCAUUUCGCUUUACCAUCCAGUCAGUCAGGCCUCAAAGUAAUGUUGAGAGAAGGGGCGGUGAAGAAGUCAUUUAGAUUUUACUGCAAAAUCUAUGACAUUUUUUAUUUUAUGUUUUUUAUUUAAUUUAUUAGAUUUUGACUCACUGGUUUACCUCCUUAUUAAUUAAGGCAGUAAACCAGUGUGUCAAAACUAACCUAUUUCUUGUAAGUAUGCAUUUAAUUGUCUGUUUCUCCACCAAAUAUCACAGAUGAAGUCGAAUUGAUUGAAGCUUGUGUGUUUUUGUUUUCUUAAUUCACAUUGAGUGAAUAUGUACUCCAUGUAAAUCCUACUCAACCUUGACAUGCAUAGCGAUAGUUUCCCAUUCAUUCAAUGUCCAUUUGCUAACUAAAUGCAGUCACAUACUGACAUACUAUUAGGUAGACGUAGCAUCUAUAACCUCACCAAGGCCAAAUUCAUUCACCAACCUCUAAUUCCAUUGACAUUCAGCCAUGAAAUACUGUAGCCAAGUCAGACGUUUACUCCAUUGUGAGUUUUCACUGUUGUAUUUUGUCUUGCACAGUAACCGCAUACUUCCUAAUGUAGCCUAUUGCAUUUGUUCCCCUUUAUUGCUUUUGUAGAUAUUUGUAACCUUAUUUGGGAAAUUAUGACGAUUACAUAUAGUGUUGUGCAAAAAUACUGUACAGUAGUAAAAAAAAAAAAAAAAGAGGGUUGUUUGGAUUUUA
Molecule: messenger RNA, 3047 nt
Organism: Oncorhynchus masou masou (cherry salmon)
Lineage: Eukaryota; Metazoa; Chordata; Actinopteri; Salmoniformes; Salmonidae
Product: calreticulin-like
Exons: 15
Coding region: 996-2267 (423 amino acids)
Biological process (GO): protein folding
Cellular component (GO): endoplasmic reticulum; endoplasmic reticulum membrane
Molecular function (GO): calcium ion binding
Source: RefSeq, a predicted model, not a curated record